Molecule: messenger RNA, 1123 nt
Organism: Salvia splendens (bonfire salvia)
Lineage: Eukaryota; Viridiplantae; Streptophyta; Magnoliopsida; Lamiales; Lamiaceae
Product: soluble inorganic pyrophosphatase 4
Exons: 10
Coding region: 234-875 (213 amino acids)
Biological process (GO): phosphate-containing compound metabolic process
Cellular component (GO): cytoplasm
Molecular function (GO): magnesium ion binding; inorganic diphosphate phosphatase activity
Source: RefSeq, a predicted model, not a curated record
AAUAGAUCAAUCAUAACUCGACACGUGCACAGUAAAAGACGUCUGAAAUUUACGCGUAUUUAUACCCAUUGUUUGAAAGGCAAACCAAGCCAAGCACAAAACAGAGCGGGAAGGCGUGACGAAUCCCACAGCAGCUCAGCGAGGAAGCUUUGCCUUUACUCAGCUCAUCUUCUCUCUCUAGGGCGCAUUUCUCCCUCCCGUGCUCUGUCUCGCCUCUCGUCGCCGUUACAGUUAUGGCACCACCUACAGAGCAGUCAGAAAAAAUCCCUGUUUUCAAGAAGCUGCCUCUUAAUGAAAGGAUACUCUCUUCCAUGACUAGGAAAAAUGUUGCUGCUCAUCCUUGGCAUGAUCUUGAGAUAGGACCUGGAGCUCCAAAGAUCUUCAACUGUGUGGUCGAAAUAAGUAAGGGAAGUAAGGUGAAAUAUGAACUUGACAAGAAAACUGGUCUAAUCAAGGUUGAUCGAGUUCUAUACUCAUCGGUUGUGUACCCUCAUAACUAUGGCUUCAUACCCCGCACACUCUGUGAAGACAGUGACCCAAUGGAUGUAUUGGUCAUUAUGCAGGAGCCAGUUCUUCCAGGAUGCUUUCUCAGAGCUAAAGCUAUCGGCCUCAUGCCUAUGAUUGAUCAGGGAGAGAAAGAUGACAAGAUAAUUGCUGUCUGUGCUGAUGAUCCUGAAUACCGUGAUUAUACUGACAUUAAAGAGCUCCCGCCCCAUCGCUUGGCUGAAAUCCGUCGUUUUUUUGAGGAGUACAAGAAAAAUGAGAACAAGGAGGUUGCUGUUGAUGACUUUCUGCCAGCCACUAAUGCAUAUGGAGCUAUACAGCUCUCCAUGGACUUGUAUGCAGACUAUAUCGUGGAGAGUCUGAGGCGCUGAUUUUUCCCAUCUGUCCUGGGGAGAUAAUUUUCCGGACCUAUGCGUAAGUAAUAUCCGUAAACUGAUCCAUAUAAUACUAUAUUGUACGAGUAUAAUACUUUGAUGAAGACAGAAAACAUUGUAAUAGAGCGACGGAAAAAGGCAUGUUGAAAUCAAAGGUGAUGGUGAAAACCAAAGUUAUACCCCUCUGUUUGUAUAACUAACUUGCAGUUUUUCAUCUGUGAAUUUGAUUAUCUGUUUUUGCCUUC